Chrysochloris asiatica (Cape golden mole) is the source of this 3495-nucleotide messenger RNA. RefSeq names its product chromosome unknown open reading frame, human C6orf132 (gene CUNH6orf132). Lineage: Eukaryota; Metazoa; Chordata; Mammalia; Afrosoricida; Chrysochloridae. The record is from RefSeq and is a predicted model, not a curated record. The transcript is spliced from 6 exons. The coding region runs from base 1 to 3495 and encodes 1164 amino acids.
AUGAAAAAGAACCAGACUGUGCAGGGAACCUUCAGUAAACUCUUCGGGAAGAAGCAUGCCAGCCCCACCACCACCUCCCUCUACGCCACCAACCCUCCCUGGAUUUUCACCCAAGAGGCCCCGGAAGAGGGGAGCAGAGAUUUUGAUGGAAUCUAUUAUGGAGACAAUCGGUUUGACACAGUGAGUGAAUCUGGGACAGCCACUCUGAAAGCUCGGCCAAGAGUCCGGCCUCUGCUGACCUUCCUCCCACUGAAUGCCCAGGAGAACCAUGGGCUGGCUGUGCCCACUCCAUCUGUCCCAGAAGACUUUGCAGGCAAAGAAUUGACAGGCACCAGCUCGCUCGUCAAUGGCAACCUCCGAUUGUACAGCUCUGUGGGGGACCUGAGGCAAGGGCACUAUGGCCAGGACCCACCCAUCCCCCCACCUCCUCCUGGCCCCGCCCCAGGGCCACCCUCAGAUACCUUUCAACCCCCACCUCCACCUUCCACAGCUCCCCCUCCACCUCCCCUGCUCCUGGAACCCCCGCCCCCACCCAACAUGGCUCCACCUCCACCCCCAGUAUUUGGAGCUCUAUCCCCACCAUCCACACCCACCCCUCCUGACUUCAUUCCUCCUGCCCCACCCUCAAUUUUAUUAGCACCUCCACCACCCCCUUUGCCAGCACCAGCACCCCCAGCUCCAGUGUCUUCUCACACAUCCUCAGGAUCUCAACUUUUUCGCCCUGGGGGGGUCACCAAGUGGAAAUCAGAGGUGGCAUUGAAUGACAGGCAGCCAGCAGCUCCCACAUCCAGCCCCCCCAGGAGUCCUGCUAAGCCUAAGGGGAGCCCCUUGGUCCCCAAGUCAGAGUCCCACCUCACCUUCCCCCGUUCCUUCAAGGUGCCUCCCCCAACCCCAGUCAGGACUUCAUCCAUCCAGGCUCAGGAAGCACAAGUGGAUCCCCCAGAGGAAGAGGGGGCCACCAAGAAGGUCCCCAGCCGGCUCCCACUGCCUCCCAGCUUCCACAUCCGCCCUGUGUCUCAGGCCUACCCUGACAGGGAACCUGAGCCAGGCAGUCCAGGGACACUCAGAGCAGCAGCACCAGCCAGCCCAAGGCUGGGCCAGGCCCAGCUGCAGACAAAUGAACAUGCUGAGACUCCACCCCCAGCCCCUCUCCUGCCCCCUCCUGCCCCUCCACUACUACCCGAAGCUCCUCUCCUACCCCCUCCAGCUCCCCCACUCCCACCCCCAGCAACCCCUCUGCCUCCUCCUGCUCCUCCUUUGCCUUCUGCUGAGAAGGUAUCCCCUCCACUUGCUGGGUAUGCAAAAAGCUCCAAAUCCAGCUCUUCAGUUCCCAAACCCAAACCCCCCAGUCCAGACGACACAGCCUCUCCAGCCCCCGUGGACUGGCGGGAUCCCAGUCAGAUGGAAAAGCUGCGGAGUGAGCUGGCAGCUUAUCUGUGUGGCUCCAAGAGAGACAACCGAUCCCUCGGUCACAGACCAGGCCCAACGGUGGCCUCUCAGGAUAAGAAGGGCCCCAAGAAGGCGGCUCCCCCAAGCUUGCCAGAGAAGGAGACUCCCCGAAGCCUGCCAGAGAAGGAGACUCCCCCAGUUGUUCCUGAGAAGAAGAGCCCUCGCAGUAACAGGGUACCAGAGAAGGAGACCACCACCAGCCUAAUCCUACCCCCUGUGGAUUAUAUUCCCCAAGACUCCCUUCCUCCCAAUGUCCGGCAGAUCCGGGAAAAGCUGGAGGCCCGGUUUUCCUCAUCAGCUGAAAAGGAAGCCAAGCCCAGUUUAGGGUCCUUGCCACCCAAACCUCUGCCAGAAGGGGGCAGAAUCUUUGAAAAUGGAGCUGGUAAUGGUAAAUUCUCUAAGCCUGUGACUAAAAUUCUGCCACCUGUAUCUGUCACACCCCUGCCAACUAGGCCACUCCAGUCCAAGCCCACAUCUGGGCCAGCCACACCACCUAAGGCUACAUCUGGACCUACCAUACCAUCCACAGCUACAACUCUGCCUGUCACAUUGCAGCUAAUGGCAGAGAAGGACACAGCCCCUGCUGGGCAAUGGGAAACGCCCGUGGAAUCUCAAGAACUUGUAGUGCCCUCCCAGCCUGAGGCAAACGGGUCUCCCUUAAAGCCCAGUAAGUUGCCUGCAAAGGAAGUCCCCUCAUCUCCAGCCCUUCCACCAAAAACAUCUACCCAAGAAGAGAUUUAUCUCUACAAGCCCCAUCGAAGCCAGAAUAGCUGCAGAGAGGUUGCUGUGGUCAUGCCCAACCUGGCCAGAGGAGAGGCUGCCGGGUCAGGGGAGUCUGUGGAGGUGAAGGAGCCCCAGGGCCUGCAAGCCAAGACCCCUGUAAGGGCCCCACCUGCUGAUGAACUCCUCAGGCAUCCGGUGACUGGGGAGGUGGUGGAGCGGGGAUCCCCAAUGGCCUUGCUUCUUGCAGCCCGACAGAGGGCACAGAAGGGAAGGUCUGGAGGAGCUCCGCUCGGUCGGUCCUCCCUACCAGGGAGUCUCCGAGGCCACAGUAACCCACCUGAGGCAGGCUCUGACAGCAUCUUCUACAGCGAAGGCCUGCCCAACUCCUUCACCGUGGUUCCCAAGCUAUCGAAGGAGACCAAGAAGGACUCCAUGCUGGACUCGUCAACCCAACCCACGGUACCCAGUCAGUGGACGCCCCAGCUCUGCAGAAACUCAGAGGGCACAGAGCCAAGCCGCUGGCACAAGCGGACAAAGGCAGAACCUCAGGCCCCCGCUGCCUGGGAAAAACCAGUUCCCUCCAAGCCCCCACAAGGCCGCCCACAGCCCAAGUCCUUCUCCUCCCCAUCUUCUCCUUCCUACAAGAGAGAGGAGUUCAACUUUGAGGUCAUCCCACCGCCGCCAGAAUUCAGCAAUGACCGUGAUCUCUCGGCCCCGACUCUCCAGUAUCCCGGCCAGCGGGGCUCCUCGCCCCGGAACAAUUUCUCGGACUUGAGGGAGUCCCUGGAUAUGGGCCCCUCGGUCUCGCAAGCUCGUGGUUAUUCGCGCUUUCCCACCGGUGCACGCUACUCCGGGGCCGGGGGUCUGGAGCGCUUCUCCGCGGGUGGACGCUCACUCAUCAAGAAACGCCUGUAUGUUGGGGAUGCCCACCACAGCCGCGUACUGGCCCGUGGCGGCACGGGCCGCAGUAUGAGCUCCCCCAAUUGCUUUGGGCCCCAGCUGGGAGGGCCAUUUGGUACUUCCGGAGGCCCUGAAAUGCGUCGUGUCAAUUCGGUGGGCCGAGCGCACCCCGGCGGCUUGCACACGCGGAGAAUGUCCAUGGAGGGCACCCGGAGCACGCCCUACACAAGCGGUGGGGGCACAGCAGAAGCCAAGUACAAAGCAGCCAGCGGAGACUACGGCUUUGGACCUUCUGUGGGCAGGUCUCCCCACAAUGUGCCGCACUACGGCAGCAGCCCUGUCAACACAUUCACUGUGAGGCCUGGCACCCGCCAUCCCAUCUCCUAUGCCUACUCCGGGGCGCAUCGGAAAGCCACAUCCUGA